Messenger RNA from Dendrobium catenatum, 915 nucleotides. RefSeq names its product mini zinc finger protein 1-like. The transcript has a single exon. Gene Ontology annotation, biological process: regulation of developmental process; regulation of DNA-templated transcription. NCBI's taxonomy places the organism in Eukaryota, Viridiplantae, Streptophyta, Magnoliopsida, Asparagales, Orchidaceae. The coding region runs from base 41 to 418 and encodes 125 amino acids. Gene Ontology annotation, molecular function: DNA-binding transcription factor activity; transcription cis-regulatory region binding. The record is from RefSeq and is a predicted model, not a curated record. Gene Ontology annotation, cellular component: nucleus.
UUCUUCAUCAACCCCCUUCUUCUUCUCCCCCUUCUUCUUCAUGCCAACCUCUUCUUCCACAUCCAUCCACCUCUCCUCCUCCCACUCCAUUAACAGAGCAAGAACAAACUCCAUGAGAUCACAUCCUGAACCACCCAAAUCUUCUCCCCAAUCCAACGGCUCCUCAAGAAAGAAGGAGACAAAGGCUUCCAACGCCGCCGUAAGAUACACCGAGUGCCGGAAAAACCACGCCGCCAGCAUCGGAGGCUACGCCGUCGACGGCUGUCGUGAGUUCAUGGCUUCCGGCGAGGAGGGCACCGCCGCCGCCCUCCGCUGCGCCGCCUGCAACUGCCAUCGUAGCUUCCACAAACGGGAAGUCGACGACGAACCUCCCCAUCUCUGUGACUACUCCUCCACCUCCUCCUCCUCCCACCGGUGAUCCCCAGCCACCUAUCCAAUUAUGAUUGCUUGAUUCCUUCAUCACUUGUGUUUGUCAGUAUAAAGAGAAAUGGUUAAUUCAUUAUAUUUAGGAUAUUUAUUAGUAUAAUUAAGCAUUGUUAAAUAAUUUUCUUAUAACAUUGAGAGAGUGAGUGGUUUCUUUCUUCCAUUUGAAGCUUUCCAUACUGUAGCAUUUGGUGUGUGUAUAUGGAUGAUAAGUACUAAAUGAGCUUAGCUAUGUAUUAAUCUAUAUUAAUCUGUAUUGAUUCUCACUCAGUAUCAGUUAUACAGAUCAAUUAAUAUGGACUAAUACGAAACAAGAGCACAGAUCCAAAGCACAGAAAAUUCAGAAGCUUUGCUCAUUUAACAAUUUCCUCCUGUUUUUGGUUGUUUCUGUAAGUGUUAGUGAUCAUGUAAGUGUCUUUGCUGUAUUGCCUUUACUGUCUUAUCUUGAAUUAUAAUUUGCAUAAAUAUUUUUUUUUUCAUGAAUUAAUUUAA